AAAGGAAAGACAGCAUUCAAGACUUCAAGAGGCUUUCAAUUUCAAUUUGCUAAAAAGAAAAUGGUGGAAGGCUAAAAGUGAUUUUUAUCCGGCUUUUCUUUGUGAUUUGUAACUUGUAUUGAUUUUACAAUAUUGUGUUACAUAUUGAUUGUGCUCGAAAACUACGUCAACUUUUACAUGUACUAUGCAACUGUAUCUUAUAGUUAUCAAACAUGUUGUAUGCUAUAUUUAGGAUUAUUGCUGAAUUGCGGCAAAACAUUUUCUAGAUAGUUUCAGGAGAUUUUUUGUACCAGUCGAGCUUUUGAUCUUAUAGCUAGAUAAAUCGUUGCUGUUAGCUUUAACUGCAAGAUGUAUAACAAUUCGCAGUAUCCCCAGGGAUACCACAGCGGAUAUCCCCAAUAUCAGCAAGGAUAUGAGAACUACAACUAUCAAACCUAUGGGCAGACCUACACACCAGCAUCAAAUGUUGCUACCCAACCAGUUCCGCCUGGUGACGGUUUUACAGCCACAAACUGGACUACUACAACAACACCAACUACAUCUUCAGAUAAUUAUACUACAGUCAAAACAGAUGCUGUCGUGAAGGAAAUGGAACAGCAAAAAGCGCAGCUGACCAAGCAACGUGAAGAAUAUGUACGCAAGGUAUCCGUGCUGCGCAGGGAACUGGAUCAGCUGCGCUUGCAGAAAACGCAGCUGAUGGGAAGCAGCAAGUCUUCGGAUAGAGAUAUUUCCAAUAUACUGAAGGAAAACGACAAAUUGCAGUCGGAGAUCCAAGGAAAAAUGAAGGCUAUUCAAAAUGUCAUUGAGAUGCUCUCUAGCAUUAUCAAGGACGGAAAAUCCGUGGCAGAUUUAGAAGCAUCCUUGAACGAAGUCGCUAAUGCUCAUGAGAAUGCGUGGACAGCCACUCCCGAAAAAAAACCGUUCUAGUUAUUCCCAUUUUCAGAAGUAAGGAUUGAGAAUGAAAUACAUGCUUGUUUUUUCAGCACAUAGUUGAAUUUUAUUAUGAUCGUGAGAGUGCCGACUGAAUGUCAAAUGUCUUUUAAUUCCACGAACUGUAUCUGUUGAAGUUGGUAGUUUUUUGAAUAUGAAUUUUCGGAAUGAUUUCCAAAACGUAACAGCGUAUGAUUUGUUAUUUUAUAUGCUUUGACACUGCUGGUUUUCAU
This is a messenger RNA of Acanthoscelides obtectus, 1163 nucleotides long. NCBI's taxonomy places the organism in Eukaryota, Metazoa, Arthropoda, Insecta, Coleoptera, Chrysomelidae. The record is from the annotation of a GenBank genome assembly.